Molecule: messenger RNA, 1080 nt
Organism: Papaver somniferum (opium poppy)
Lineage: Eukaryota; Viridiplantae; Streptophyta; Magnoliopsida; Ranunculales; Papaveraceae
Product: F-box/kelch-repeat protein At1g15670-like
Exons: 1
Coding region: 1-1080 (359 amino acids)
Biological process (GO): regulation of phenylpropanoid metabolic process; negative regulation of cytokinin-activated signaling pathway
Molecular function (GO): protein binding
Source: RefSeq, a predicted model, not a curated record
AUGGAGAUAAUUCCAGGUUUACCAGAUGAGAUUGGACGAGAAUGUUUGAUUCGUACCUCAUACGAUCAAUUCUCAACAGUUUCAUCAAUUUCAAGAAAAUGGAAACAAGAAAUCCAAUCCAAGGAAUUUCAUCACCAAAGGAAAACCCAAGGAUUCAAUCAAAGUCUAAUUGUUCUUAUUCAAUCUGAUCCAAUCAGUACUAGUACAACCAAACCUCCUAAAACUCAUACUACGCCAGCUCACCGACUCAGCCUAUACGAACCAGGUAAGAAUGAAUGGCAUAAGUUACCUCCUAUUCCCGGUUAUGAAGAUGGAUUACCUCUGUUCUGUAAAUGUACCGGAGUUGGCCGGAAUUUGGUUGUAAUCGGCGGUUUGGACACAAAAACAUAUCAAGUUUUGAAUUCUGUUUUUAUUUACGAUCUUGUCACUUGUACGUGGCGACGCGGUGCUGAUUUUCCUGGUGGUGAGAGAUCUUUUUUUGCCUGUGCAUCUGAUCAAAAUCGUAUGGUUUUUAUUGCCGGUGGACAUGAUGAUGGGAAGAACGCCUUGAGAUCUGCUCUGGCCUAUGAUGUGCUGGAUGAUAUGUGGAUCCCACUUCCUGAUAUGGCAAAACAGAGAGACGAAUGUAAGGGCUUGUUUCAUGGUGGCAAGUUCCACGUCAUUAGUGGAUACCAAACUGACAUGCAAGGAAAAUUUGAUAAAUCAACUGAGACUUUUGAUGCCGAUACUUGGAAAUGGGAUCCGGUUGAAGAGCAAAAAUUAGAGACAGAAAUGUGUCCGAGAACAUAUGCAUUUGAUCACCAAGGAAAAUUAUACAAAUGCGUGUCGUCGCAUUUGGAGCGUCUCGAUGGUUCGGCAUGGCGGCGGUUGACAGAGCUUCCGAAUGAUGUUUGCAACGGAACGUUUGUUGCGAUGCGGCGGGAGAAGAUGUUGGUAAUUGGCUCUGGCGUCCAGAACGGACCUCAGAGUUGUUACGCUUUAGAGUUCGGGAGAUCAAAAAAUCAAGACGUGUGGACAAAAUUAGAGAUACCUGAGGAAUGUACUGGUUUUGUACAUUACGGAUGUAAUUUAGACAUUUAA